Equus caballus (horse) is the source of this 5996-nucleotide messenger RNA. It is a transcript of the gene ZNRF2, whose product is annotated as zinc and ring finger 2. Gene Ontology annotation, molecular function: ubiquitin protein ligase activity. Gene Ontology annotation, biological process: proteasome-mediated ubiquitin-dependent protein catabolic process; protein K48-linked ubiquitination. The record is from RefSeq and is a predicted model, not a curated record. Gene Ontology annotation, cellular component: intracellular membrane-bounded organelle; cytoplasm; membrane. Lineage: Eukaryota; Metazoa; Chordata; Mammalia; Perissodactyla; Equidae.
GGCGCCGGGUGGCGGCCCUGGACGUGCGGGCGGCUCUCUGGGCCGGCCGCGGCGCCUCGGCCCUGCCCUCUCGCUCCCGCGCUCGCUCCCGCCCUCCCGGCGCUCCGGGAGCUGCGCGCGGGCCCGGCCCGGGGCAGGGCAGACAUGGGCGCCAAGCAGAGCGGCCCGGCCGCGGCUAACGGCCGCACUCGCGCGUACUCGGGCUCGGAUUUACCUUCCAGCAGCAGCGGAGGGGCCAAUGGGACCGCGGGCGGCGGCGGCGGCGGCGGGGCCCGGGCCGCGGCCGCGGGGAGGUUUCCGGCUCAGGUGCCCGGCGCGCACCAGCCCAGCGCCUCGGGCGGCGCCGCGGCGGCCUCGGCUGCCCCGCGCAGCCGCUCCCUCGGCGGGGCCGGGGGGAGCGUGGCGUCGGGGGCCCGCGGCGCGCAGUCCUCCUUCAGCAUCCCCAACAGCAGCAGCGGCCCGUACGGCUCGCAGGACUCGGUCCACAGCAGCCCCGAGGACGGCGGCGGCGGCGGCAGGGACCGGCCGGCCGGCGGGGGCCCCGGCGGGCCGCGCCUGGUGAUCGGCUCCUUACCAGCUCACCUCUCGCCGCACAUGUUUGGAGGAUUUAAGUGCCCUGUAUGCUCAAAAUUUGUACCCUCAGAUGAAAUGGAUUUACAUCUUGUGAUGUGUUUAACAAAGCCAAGAAUAACCUAUAAUGAGGAUGUGCUGAGUAAAGAUGCUGGGGAAUGUGCAAUAUGCCUUGAAGAACUGCAGCAGGGGGAUACUAUAGCACGACUGCCGUGUCUGUGCAUAUAUCACAAAGGCUGCAUAGAUGAAUGGUUUGAAGUAAAUAGAUCUUGCCCUGAGCACCCUUCAGAUUAAGCGUCAGCUUCUUGUUUUAUAGAUGCUUGAAAAACCAAGAGGAUAUGAGGAUCUGUCUCUGGAAAAACAAAAACAAAAACACAGGCAUACGCAGCCAGAAAUUUGAGUUCUGUGAGACUCGGAAAUGCAGAGAUGGACAAUCAUACAGGAAAAAAUCCUGCUGAAGAGAGGACAAUUGCUGCAGGACUCAGUGUACCAAACAUGCGUGUAAAGGACACACAGGGAUUUUGGAAAUGCUGCACAUCCCUUAAUAGUUAUCUACGUAGGUAAUACUGAUAAACAUUUUGUAUUCAGACGCCAAAGUUAACUGAUUUAAAAGUUGAUUUACUUUUUAUUAAGUUCUCUAGAGCUGCGCAACUCGUUGUGUUUUAAUUGGUUUUGUUUUUUAGUUUGGGGUCUCUUUAUUUUCCCCCAACAUGAUGUUUCUGCCUUCAUCUAUUCUUAAAUAAUUUAACAACACAUGAUUUACUUCUUAUAAAGUCUUAAAUGUGAAACCAAGAAAUGUAAUCAAGCAGUAAACAUUCUCUGAAUGUAGACCGUGAUCUCAAGUUCUGCGAUUCUUUUCCCCAAGAGUGGAAAAUAGACUUCUACAUAGGAAAGCUAAAAUAUGUUAAUAUUUUAAAUUAAAGGCUUAACAUUAUGAGAAUGCAGUCCAAAGAAUAAAUCAAGUUACAUAAUUACAUUUGAAUUAAUUAAAUCUACGAUUGUCUACUGAAUUGCAGUUUAUGAAAUACAUUGUUUGCUCUUAUAACUGCUGAACAGUUAAUCGGCAGUGAAUCAUCUUGCUAUGCAACUUUUAAAAAAAAAGAAUUACCAAUUUUAAGUGCUGCCAGCUACAGUAACUUUGUUUUAACGGGUAUUUUUGUUUGUUUUUUUCAUGUAAUUAUUUUAUUGUGCUUUGCAUCUCCAGGCAGUUUUCCCACAUUUGGGUGAAAUGUUUAGCAGGUCAUAAACUUAAUAACUUAUGAAAAGGGUAAAAUAAAAUUUUCUUGAGUGGAACUUGGAAUAAUUUGAGGGACAUUUUAUAUACUUUUAAAAAUCAGAAUUUAAUUGGGAUGCCAGAUUUAUAGCAAUUUGCAUCUUUAAUUUUCCAGAUAAUCUGGAGGUUAGUGUUUGAUAAAUGAUUUUUUAAAGCAAAUAUGAAGAUUUUGUUAAUUUAUAAUUUAUUAAUGUGUUAUUACUGUAAUUGAAGAUGUUAUAGAGAGUUUUAAAUUCAGUCUUGUUUAGAAAGAAAUGUAUUAAGCAAAAUUAUGUGAAUAAAUAUUCCCACAAAAUUCAUCUGAAUGGUUAAAAAUACUGGAAGAGAGCUAUCAGGGCUAUAGUAGUGAAAUUUUUUUUUUUUUUUUAAUAUCGCAAAUACCAGUAAGUAGAUUUCAUGUUUUCAACACGGGGAAAAUGUUAUCAGUGAACAUUUAAGCAGUGCACUUUACUCAAUGUAAUUGAAAGUUGCACAGUACUGUUUCCUUGUUUUAAGCUUUCUUUAUACUCUAAUGUAUUUAAGUAUAUGCUUUUCUAUUUAAUGCUGCUACCCUUAUUCUUCUCAAAUUUUUUCCCUUCAAGCUUUCUUUAUACUCUAAUGUAUUUAAGUAUAUGCUUUUCUAUUUAAUGCUGCUACCCUUAUUCUUCUCAAAUUUUUUCCCUUCUCUAUUGCUUCUGUUUCAUAUUUCUUAAAAGGGCACAUACAGGAGCAACUGCUGCUACCCAGAAAAAUUUGUGUAUUAUAAACAAUUAAAAGAGUUUAUAAUUGCUUUCUGUGUGAUUCUAGACUGGAUAACAUUUUCCCUAAAGUUAUGCUGUGAAAUGCCUUUUGUUAUGCUGCAAUUGAUAAAAGAAUCCAAAACCUCCACGUGACAGCUUGACAGCACAGUUUCCUAGGUGCUUUUUAAACCAGUUUUGGAAAAUAUUCUUCCCUCAAGGAAAAUAUUCUUUCUUUAGACUUUUUUCUGUUAUCAUGAUAUCUUAAUAUGAAUCCAUUUUAUUCACAUUUUCAAUUUUGUAAGCUUUUGCACAUACACACACACACACCAGGAAAAACCUCUUAGAAUGUGAAUAAUUCAUUUUCUUUCUAUUACUGCUAUAUUGUUAUGGUAAGAAUUACUUUGUUGUCUUCCAUUCUUAAAGGAAAAGAUUUACUAUAGUUGUGGUAGUUAACUGUUAAUAUUCUCCUGGAAGUUGAUUUUCUGAUAUAGUUUUCUCAUUGACUUUUUAAAACUUAGUGGCUGAAGUUCUCUUUUCCUUCCUUAUCCUGUACCAUACUCUCACAGUGUGGUUCACUUGGCCUCUGUUUGUUGUAAGGUUCUGUGCUGCAGCUGGUACAAUAGAAGCUCCUGUGGUUUAAAAGCAAGUUCAGUGUUUGUCAGUGUCAAGUGCUACUUGAUUAUUACAUUUGUCUAGAACAGUAUUUACUUAAAUCUGUUUAUAGCAAUCCAUUUUUGUUAAAAUUUACAAAAAUUAGCAAUUUUUACUUUAAAUUCAGUUUCCACCAGUAUCUUCCCAAAAAGAAUUUAGAAAUUGAAAAGAAAAUGUUUUUAAAGCCCAGAUGCUCCAGUGUUUAUUCAAAGCCAGAGUUGCCAUUCUGGAAAAUAUUAUAAGUAAUAUUUUACACAGUAUCACUUAUAAUAUUUGUAAAUCUGUAUGUGGACACUGACUAAGUAGAACAUAAAAUCACAUUAGAUAUUUACAUAUGUAGCUGAAACUGCUGACAACUAAAUAUUAUGGAGACAGAUAUUGAAAGCCUAGGUUACCAAGUUGGUUAUAACUUUCUAGAAUCUUUGUAAAUACCUAUUCUCAAAUAAGAUCACAGUUGCGUAUAUAGAAAGCAAUAUGUUCUGAAGUUUCACUUUAGUGCCACUCUUUUCUUCAUGAUGGGUUUAUUGCCAAUUUUGACUCAUCUUACUUUGAUCUGGCUUUUUUUUUUUUUUUGCCAGAAUGUAUGAGAGAUAGUAAAAUUAUUCUUUCUUUUGGCUCUUUGCCAGAGAAAUAGACUAAGCAUAGUCUUAAUCUGUGUUUUUCAGAUCUGAUUAUAAAUCAGAUACAGAUUGUCUAAGAGCAGUGUUUGUGAUUGAAAUAUAAAUAAUGUUUCUGUUACUGAAGUUGUUUUGUGGUAGUGGAAACAACAUUGAAAAAGUCGUGUUGUUGACUGUUGCAUACUAUACAAGUUUUAAUUUCUUAGUGUAAGUCUUAUAUUUCAUUUAAAUGUUACACAGUUAUUUCAGUUCUCACCCACUAAACACUUUACUAGAAUGUAGCCCAAAAAUGCCUGAGAAGCACCCUCAGUAUAUUUGUAGUAAGUAUUUUGAAAAGAUUUCAGUUUAAAUGAGUUAGUGAAAAUGGAAGAUUCCUUUUCAAAGCUUAUUUUACUUUCUAAAUUUGGUUAUAGUGAAGUUUCAGAGAAUCAUUUAAAUUAACAUAGCAAGAUAUAGGGAUAUAUCUUUAAAUGAAAAAGAUUGUAAAUUCAAUGUAAAUAUUAUUACCUAAUUUUAUUUAUUAACUUGGAGAGUUGAAGAAGGGAAAUUUCCUAACAAUGAGCCACAUUUGAAGAAAGCAUGAAACUCCUUUUUUAAAAUUCAAGAAUAAUUGAAUUUACCAUCUGACUGACAUCCAUAUUACUGCAUUGAUAAUAAUAUCCAAAUCAUCUUAUUCUUUCACAGAGGAAGUUUCCAUAUAAAUCAGAUUAUUGGGAACUUUGUAAAACUACAUAGAGGUAAAUGUUGCUUAUUAAAUACGAGUACAGUUUGUUAGUUGGGCCAUUUUCUUGCAGUUUGGUUUAUCCUGAGGUGAGCUAAAUACAUAUUGACAGUGGGUGGUUAAAUGUGAAGUGUCCCUUGUUCUUGUAUGGAUAUUUUCUAAGUUAGGAAAAAAAACUAUAGCAUGCCAACAUUUUGUCUUUGGCCCUUUCCACCUUUUUCUGAAGUAUGUAACUUCUGAUUUUUUUCUUUGCUAUAUUGUGAUUAACAGUAGUUAAAUUAAUCUGUUUUACUGUCUACUUUUCUUCUCUACCCAGAUCUUUUCAUUCUGAAAUUAAAUUGCUACUUGGCUUUCUUUAGAGGAAAUUGCUACUUGGUAUACUCCUAAUAGUGAUUCUUAUUCUGUAACAGCUGAUAAAACUUUUUUGGUAGUAACUUACCCAGACAGCAUUUUAAGUACCAUAUUCUGUGAAUGCUGUGCUUAAGCUAGGAAACAGAAUGUUCUUUUUAAAUCACAGAAUUCCUGUGUUGAAUGGGAGAUACCCAGUCUUCUAAGUCAGCUGAUUCUUUAUGGAAAGUAAAAGGCAUUGAAGAAAACCAGAUAGGUUAAUAUUUAGUUUUAGUUGAAAGUGCAACAUUACUAUACUUAAGGGAGUUGGUAUAUUUUCAGAUAUUUAAGCUAUCACUAAUUUUAGACCAGUGGCUAAUAAUAAGAUGGAUUGUUGGUUGCUUACUUAGAGAGAGACAAAGAGCAGCAUGGCAUGAACUCACAUCCCGGAAAUAAGUGAAAUUUUAAAAAAUGAUACUGUGCUAUCUCUUAACCAAAGUUGUGCUUCUUAGCUCUGCCCUGGACUGUAAGGCACCUGUCAGGACUCCAAGUCUUAGAACUGGAAGUGACUGAUUUCUCCUAUUACUGAAUUCUCAUGCCUUCCUUUUUUGAUUUGGUGUACUGAGGUUGAUAGGUACUGAUGAUUUAUGUUUACAAACUUAACAGUUCUGACGGACCCUGCUACCAGUGAACCAGAUUCCAGCAUUUGGAAAAGGUUUCAUUAUUAGUCAAUAGCGUUUUGAGCACCUAUAUGCAAAUAAUACAGUUAGCAGACCCUAGAGGCAGAUACAAAAGAGAUUUUGGAAUUUGAUGAUGAUAAUUGAUCUUUAUUUCAGCAAUCCAUUAUAUUUUAUUUCUUUGCAAUGACUAUUUGAGUUUCAUUGUUUGAAAAUCAAGAUAAUAAUAGAUAUUUAUCUCUAUUGCUUUGUUCAUGAUUUCUACAACUCUUCUGUAAUACCUCUUAAUUUCCUCUAUUAGAAAGUAUUUUCCUGUUAAAUAAGGUAUCAAAAGCGUCAAUCACAAGAAAUAUAGAAAAUGUAUUAAGAGCAACUUGUAUGUUCUAAACUAGAAUGGAACAACUCAUUAUUGAUAUUUUAAUAAAUAAGACUUUCAAAUGA